Messenger RNA from Cucurbitaria berberidis CBS 394.84, 1314 nucleotides. Its product is annotated as peptide chain release factor eRF/aRF subunit 1. NCBI's taxonomy places the organism in Eukaryota, Fungi, Ascomycota, Dothideomycetes, Pleosporales, Cucurbitariaceae. The coding region runs from base 1 to 1314 and encodes 437 amino acids. Gene Ontology annotation, molecular function: sequence-specific mRNA binding; translation release factor activity, codon specific. The record is from RefSeq and is a predicted model, not a curated record. The transcript is spliced from 4 exons. Gene Ontology annotation, cellular component: translation release factor complex; cytosol. Gene Ontology annotation, biological process: cytoplasmic translational termination.
AUGUCGUCCAAGGAGCCGCAGCCCAACGAGGCUGAGAAGAAUAUCGAGAUCUGGAAGGUCAAGAAGCUGAUCAAGCGUCUUGAAGCCGCCCGUGGAAAUGGCACAAGCAUGAUCUCGCUCAUCAUCCCGCCAAAGGACCAGGUUUCACGCGCUGCCAAGAUGUUGGCUGAAGAAUUUGGCACUGCCUCCAACAUCAAGUCCCGCGUCAACCGUCUCUCCGUCCUUUCGGCCAUUACCUCCACCCAGCAGCGCCUGAAGCUGUACUCGAAGGUCCCACCCAAUGGCCUCGUUGUCUACUGCGGUGAAAUCAUCACCGCCGAAGGCAAGGAGCGCAAGAUCAACAUCGACUUCGAGCCCUUCAAGCCCAUCAACACCUCGCUAUACCUCUGCGACAACAAGUUUCAUACCGAGGCGCUGAGCGAGCUGCUCGAGUCGGAUCAGAAGUUCGGCUUCAUCAUCAUGGACGGAAACGGUGCCCUUUUUGGCACCCUCUCAGGCAACACCCGUGAGAUUGUUCACAAAUUCUCGGUCGAUUUGCCCAAGAAGCACGGUCGUGGUGGUCAGUCCGCCCUGCGUUUCGCCCGUCUGCGAGAGGAAAAGCGUCACAACUACGUCCGCAAGGUCGCUGAACUGGCUGUCCAGAACUUCAUCACCGCCGACAAGGUCAACGUAGCCGGUAUCAUUCUGGCUGGGUCCGCUGAUUUUAAGAACGACCUCAAUCAGUCUGACCUGUUCGACAACCGCCUGCAGUCCAAGGUCAUCAAGGUCGUUGACGUGUCUUACGGAGGCGAGAACGGAUUCAACCAAGCCAUCGAGCUGAGUGGCGAGACGCUCAGCAAUGUCAAGUUCAUCCAGGAGAAGAAGCUCAUCAACGAAUACUUUGAUCACAUCUCCAAGGAUUCUGGCAAGGUCUGCUACGGUAUGGAAGAUACCUUGAAGGCCUUGGAGGCCGGUGCAGCCGAGACUCUGAUUGUCUUCGAGAAUCUAGAGAUCACUCGCUGGGUCCUCAAGAGCUCCGAGGGCGCGGAAAUCAUCCUCCAUACCACCAAGCUCCAAGAAACAGACCGAAGCCUCUUCAUGGACAAGGAGACUGGCCAAGAGAUGGAGGUCAUCGAUCAAGGCUCCAUGCUCGAGUGGCUCGCUGAAAAGUAUCGAGACUUUGGUGCGACGCUCGAGUUCGUUUCCGACCGCUCCUCCGAGGGCAACCAGUUCGUCAAGGGCUUUGGUGGUAUUGGCGCCAUCCUUCGCUACGCGCUCAACUUUGAGCAACUCGCCGACUUCGAUGAUGACGAAGACGAAUUCUACGAUGAUUGA